This is a messenger RNA of Chelonoidis abingdonii (Abingdon island giant tortoise), 1411 nucleotides long. The record is from RefSeq and is a predicted model, not a curated record. Lineage: Eukaryota; Metazoa; Chordata; Testudines; Testudinidae.
AUGCUUGCUCAGAUCAGGUGGACGAAAACAGCAGGAAGUGCCUCUGACAGAUUCCAAGACUCGAGUGUCUUCAAUGAAACUCUGAGGAUUACAAAUAUCCAGCGACACCAAGGAGGCCGCUACUACUGCAAGGCGGAGAAUGGUUUGGGUUCCCCAGCUAUAAAAUCAAUUCGAGUGGAUGUGUACUAUUUAGAUGAUCCGAUAGUGACAGUUCACCAGAGCAUCGGGGAAGCAAAAGAACAGUUUUACUAUGAGAGAACAGUGUUUCUCAGGUGUGUUGCUAACUCCAACCCACCAGUACGGUACAGCUGGAGGCGUGGCCAAGAGGUAUUACUGCAAGGGUCAGAUAAAGGAGUUGAAAUCUACGAACCCUUCUUUACCCAGGGGGAAACAAAGAUAUUGAAACUAAAGAAUCUUCGGCCUCAGGACUAUGCUAAUUACAGCUGCAUUGCUUCAGUGAGGAGCGUGUGCAACAUCCCUGACAAGAUGGUGUCUUUCAGACUCUCCAAUAAAACAGCGUCUCCGUCAAUUAAGCUUCUGGUGGACGACCCCAUAGUGGUGAACCCUGGUGAGGCCAUCACCUUGGUCUGUGUGACGACAGGAGGCGAGCCAGCACCCACGCUUACCUGGGUGAGAUCCAUUGGAGCCCUGCCUGAAAAAACUGUGCUGAACGGCGGGACCUUGACAAUACCGGCCAUCACUUCGGAUGACGCCGGCACGUACAGUUGCAUCGCCAAUAAUAAUGUGGGCAACCCUGCAAAAAAAUCCACCAACAUCAUUGUCAGAGCCUUAAAAAAAGGCCGGUUUUGGAUCACGCCUGACCCCUAUCACAAAGACGACAACAUCCAGAUUGGGCGCGAGGUGAAAAUCUCCUGCCAGGUGGAAGCUGUUCCUUCUGAGGAGCUGACAUUCAGUUGGUUUAAAAAUGGACGCCCGUUGCGUAGCUCAGAAAGGAUGGUCAUCACCCAGACUGACCCUGAUGUUUCCCCUGGCACCACCAACCUGGACAUCAUCGACUUGAAAUUCACUGACUUUGGAACGUACACCUGCGUGGCAUCCCUGAAAGGCGGAGGCAUAUCCGACAUCAGCAUUGAUGUCAACAUAUCCAGCAGUACAGUUCCGCCCAAUCUGACUGUUCCACAAGAAAAAUCACCUUUAGUCACCCGGGAAGGAGACAUUAUAGAACUACAGUGCCAGGUGACCGGAAAGCCCAAACCUAUAAUUCUUUGGUCCAGAGCUGAUAAGGAGAUUGCAAUGCCAGAUGGAUCCAUGCAGAUGGAAAGCUAUGACGGAAUACUGAGGAUAGUGAAUGUGUCUAGGGAGAUGACAGGAACAUACAGAUGUCAGACCAGUCAGUACAAUGGAUUUAAUGUGAAACCCAGAGAAGCAUUGGUGCAGCUCAUUGUGCAGU